AGGGGAUGUUGGGAUUUGUAGUCCCCAGGCCUCUUUGUAGUGCGCUGGGAUCUGUGGUCCCUGAGUGCACCGCUGGCAUGCUGGGAAAUGUAGUCUGUCGCAUCUCACAGUGCAACUAGCUGCCGUCUCACAGUGCAACUAGCUGCCGGUUAGUGUGCUCAGCGGCUAGAGCAGGUCCCUAAAGCCUCUGCAUAUCCGAAGGCAACCCUCCGCUGGGACAAACUCUAGGCAACAACACCAGAUGAAUAUUAUGUCCUUUGGGACUUCCCGGGGUGGGCCCUUCCCAUUGACGUUCACAGUCCCCCUGCGAAGCCGCUGCGCGCUCCUAUUGGCUGAUUGGGUUGCCAAUUGCCAAGGCGGGCUUUCCAUUGGUUCCAGGAGGGCACUCGAGGCUUGGGGGAAGGAGAAGGGAUCAGGAGCGGGAGCUGAGGGGAGAGAGAGGCCGGUCCGGGUUUGGCCGCUGCUGCUGCUCUCCCGAGGUCUCCAGGCCGGACUGCGGCUCCAUCCUCGGCUCCUGGGCACCGUCUACGAGGCUCCGCCAACCAGAGUGAGAAAGCCGCGGGCGGCGACUGCCGCAUCAUGUCAACCAAGGACGAGCGAGCCAGGGAGAUCCUGAGGGGCUUCAAACUAAAUUGGAUGAACCUUCGGGAUGCUGAAACAGGGAAGAUACUCUGGCAAGGAACAGAAGACCUGUCUGUUCCUGGUGUGGAGCAUGAAGCCCGUGUUCCCAAGAAAAUCCUCAAGUGCAAGGCAGUGUCUCGAGAACUGAAUUUUUCUUCAAUAGAACAAAUGGAAAAAUUCCGCCUGGAACAAAAAGUUUACUUCAAAGGGCAAUGCCUAGAAGAAUGGUUCUUCGAGUUUGGCUUUGUGAUCCCUAACUCCACAAAUACCUGGCAGUCCUUGAUAGAGGCAGCACCCGAGUCCCAGAUGAUGCCAGCAAGCGUCUUAACUGGGAACGUUAUCAUAGAAACAAAGUUUUUUGACGACGAUCUUCUUGUAAGCACAUCCAGAGUGAGACUUUUCUAUGUUUGAGAGAAGAAUAUGUGUGCAUUUCAAGAAUUUGGGUUUUUUUGGAGGGAGGAGGAAACCGUUUACUUUUUUCCUCCACACGUUUGAUUUUUGACAAUUCCACCCCUAAUUCCCUCAACAGCAGAACCUACCUGCAGCCACCAGGGGACCAGCUCUGUGUAGGUAACCAGAUGGCUCUUUUUCCCAAGCCGCCAUCUUCCAGCUGACCAGACUAAACUCCCAACCCCAGACCAGGGCAGGGGACAGGUCUCAAGUCCUUCCCAGUGUACACACAGGGAACAAAUACCACAAACCAAUAACUGUACCUGUCACCCUUCCUGACUCCUCCUUGGGCCCUACAGGCUACACAUCUACCUUUGGCCCCUGGUUUUUGGAAAAAUUCCAUGUUCCUGACCCAUGUUUAGUUUUUUUUCCUACCAUUUCUAUUUCAUACAUUCUCAUACAUUUAACUUGUAAAAUAGACUGUGAUAUUAUUAUUACAUAAUGUAAUUAAAAAUAUGAAUUAAAAUAUUCCUACAGUCUUUAGCAUG
Messenger RNA from Callithrix jacchus (white-tufted-ear marmoset), 1559 nucleotides. RefSeq names its product phosphodiesterase 6D (gene PDE6D). The record is from RefSeq and is a predicted model, not a curated record. Gene Ontology annotation, cellular component: cytoplasm. Lineage: Eukaryota; Metazoa; Chordata; Mammalia; Primates; Cebidae. Gene Ontology annotation, biological process: sensory perception of light stimulus.